AGGAGUUGACAAGCUGGUGAGACAUCUACACCGAUGUAACAUUCCAAUUGCAGUGUCUACAGGCUCCACACAGGAUAUGUUUAAUUUGAAAACCCAAACUAAUCACAAAGAGUUUUUUAAACUUUUUCAUCACAUUGUAUGCUGUGGUAGUGAUCCUGAAAUCAAACAUGGUAAACCUGCACCUGACGCUUACACUGUGGCUGCAAAUAGAUUUGAUGGUGGUUCACCUAAUCCACAAAAUAUAAUUGUAUUUGAAGAUGCAGCCAAUGGAAUCCAAUCUGCUCUUGCAGCUGGAAUGAACACUGUAUUUAUGCCAGAUAAAAAUCUAGAAAAAAAUUCUCCAUUCUGGGCAGAAGGGUAUCAACUAUUGAUAGAAACAAUGGAAGACUUUGUACCUGAAGAAUGGGGUCUGCCUCCAUAUGAUAUAUAACAUACGGUAGAAUUAAGGCAUUUAUAGACUAGUAGGAUAGUUGUAGUAAAGUGCAAUAUAUAUAUACAA
Molecule: messenger RNA, 499 nt
Organism: Saccoglossus kowalevskii
Lineage: Eukaryota; Metazoa; Hemichordata; Enteropneusta; Harrimaniidae
Product: pseudouridine-5'-phosphatase-like
Molecular function (GO): phosphatase activity
Source: RefSeq, a predicted model, not a curated record